This is a messenger RNA of Trichomycterus rosablanca, 789 nucleotides long. RefSeq names its product LHFPL tetraspan subfamily member 7 protein. Gene Ontology annotation, cellular component: membrane. The transcript has 3 exons. The record is from RefSeq and is a predicted model, not a curated record. NCBI's taxonomy places the organism in Eukaryota, Metazoa, Chordata, Actinopteri, Siluriformes, Trichomycteridae. The coding region runs from base 1 to 699 and encodes 232 amino acids.
AUGCGUGCACUGCUGCACCGGGAGAAGAAACGAGACGCGGUCGGACCCGCCACCAUGUUCAGCUGUGUGGGAUGCUUCUGGUUGCUGCUGUCCGCCGCGCUGGUCGCGCUGUGCAGCUUCAGCUUCAUCUCUCCAGCCUGGAUCGUGAAAGAGCAGCAGCAGCAUCAGCACCAUCAGCACCAACACCAGACCCUGCAGCAUCAAUCGAUGAGUGGUCACUCGGUCAGUUUCGGGCUGCUCUGGCACUGCUCUGAGUCUCCGGACCACUUGUACACCUGCUACACCUUCAACGGCAUUGGCAGGUUCUCCGAGAUCCCAUCCAGCUCCUGGCAGACGAGUGCUGUGCUCUGCUCCGGAGGGUGCGCCCUGCUUGCUGUCAGCUCCCUGCUGGCCAUUGUUACCAUCUUCCUGCCCGGUGGACCCUGCGAGAGAAAGAUCUGCACACUGGCUGGGUACAUGCAGAUGGCCUCAGUGUUCAUCAUGGCUUCCGGUUUGCUGGUCUACCCCUUCGGUCUGAACUCCAAUCUGGUCAAGUCCUUCUGCGGAGACUCGGAUAUCUACCGCGCCGGCGAGUGCCAGAUAGGCUGGGGCUACAUGCUGGCCAUUGUGGGCGUCAUGCUCACCCUGUUUCUGCCCUUCUUUGCCAAGUACGCCCCAAAAGAGCAGCUUUUGCCAACACCCCUGCCUACGCUUUUAUAAACUAUCCAUCGUGUGCGUCGUAUCUGCUGAGCUGUUAAUAUUUCCUGCCAUAUUUUUUAACGUUGGGUGACAAUAAUGGUGUUGCCAGUU